AUGGACAGGCUGCUCGAAGUGGCUCGUAAAACGCCCUUCACCGUGCGAAUCUCCGAGACUAAGGUGUCUAAUCCGGGAAAGCUCAAGAUACAGAUGUAUAACGGUAUGACCGAUCCAAAGGCGCAUCUCCAGGCGUUCCAUAUCACUAUGGGAAGAGCCAGGCUUAGAGAAAGCGAGAAAGACGCUGGUUACUGUCGCCUGUUCGUCGAAAAUCUCGAAGGUGCGGUGCUCGAAUGGUUCUCCCGGUUGAAGCGAAACUCCAUCGGAAGCUUUCGCCAAGUCGCAUCGGAAUUCCUCCUCAAGUACUCUAUGUUCAUCGAUAGAGAAUCUUCCGAUGUCGAUCUCUGGAGCUUAACCCAGGAAGAGGGCGAGUCCCUCCGAGAGUUCAUAAGCUGUUUCAAACUGAUCAUGGCGAAGGUCAGCGGAAUCAGCGACAAAGUCGCCAUCGACGCGCUCAGGAAGGUGCUCUGGUACAAGUCGAAGUUCAGAAAGUGGAUAACGCUCGAGAAACCUCGCACAAUGCAGGACGCCCUCCACAAAGCCUCGGAUUACGUUAUGAUCGAAGAAGAGACGAAAUACGUCCAUCACGAGGGGGAAGAACUCCAAGGCGCGCACAACUACGCGAUCAAUCCGGAGCAGGGCAGGACUUCGGGAAAUACGUGGAAUCGUAACCAGAUUUACGACAAAAACGUAUACUGCGAGUUCCAUCAAACCAAAGGUCACUCCACGGCUAACUGCAAAGUCGUAGGGGCCAGGCUGGCCGCAAAGCUGCUUGCUGGCGAACUCUCUGGAGUAACCAGCGUCAAGGAUCUAAUCCUCGACUCCGACCGUCCGCUAAAAACCAGUAAGAAUCCUCCCGCGGAAAACUCGUCGCCGAGAAAUCAGGCCGGGGAAAAACGCGAGAGAAGAUUGGACGAUAGGGGGAAUGAUAACUCCCGCAGGAGGGUCAACAUGAUCAUGGGAGGAUCCCAAUACUGCAAGGACUCGGUCUCGGCCAUCAAGGCCUACCAACGGAAAGCCGAGUCGACUACGAAGUAUCCCCCACGGUCGCCUCCUCGAGACGGACAGAACACCUCGAUCACAUUCACUGAGGAAGAGGUCUGCGGAAUCGAUCAGCCUCACUGCGACCCCUUGGUCGUCGAUCUCGUGAUAAGAGAUCUCGAAGUCGCAAGGAUACUCAUCGACACCGGAAGUACGGUAAACUUAAUCUUCCGCGAUACCUUAAGAAGGAUGGGCGUCGAGCUCGGAGAAGUCACCCUGGUACCAAAACCGCUCACGGGUUUCUCCGGGACAAACGUCCAUGACCCUGGGAUCAAUUCAGCUACCCGUCAUAGCAAAAAACGUUACCAAGAUAGUUGA
Raphanus sativus (radish) is the source of this 1359-nucleotide messenger RNA. RefSeq lists its product as uncharacterized. Lineage: Eukaryota; Viridiplantae; Streptophyta; Magnoliopsida; Brassicales; Brassicaceae. The coding region runs from base 1 to 1359 and encodes 452 amino acids. The transcript is spliced from 2 exons. The record is from RefSeq and is a predicted model, not a curated record.